AUGACAGCGGUAUCGGCUUGCGUGAGAUAUGCCCUCGUGUCAGUCGCCAUCUACCUCUUCCUCAUCGUCGGCCUUAAUCUUCUGCGAAGCGUAGACAGAGCUGAGCUUACUCGACGCUUUACUCCCCAAAACAGAAUCCCCGGGGGUCCUGUUUACAAGGCUUCUCUGGCCGCAAGAAAGUCGCGGUGCGCCGAGCUGUUCUCCUCUGCCAACCGCCAACAUCACAACUCGACGAAACGCUUGUCCCCACUCCGGUCAACCAACUUCUUCCUCGCCCUCAAUGCAGAGAGGCAUGGUGAGGACUGUCGUCUCUUUAAGCAGGAAAUCUUUCCUAGUGGACCACCAGUGAGCACGGAAGAGAAGCAGUUCCCGCUUGCGUUCGCAUUGGCUGUGUUCAGGAGCAUCAGUCAAGUGGCUCGGCUUCUGCGUCUCAUCUACAGGCCGCACAAUUUCUACGUGAUCCACGUGGACAGAAAAUCACCAGUGGCCUUUUACGAGGCAGUCGUCGAGGUGCAGCGAUGUUUUGGCGAUAAUGUACGCGUAGUGCCUCGAAAUGCCAGCGUGCGCGUGGUCUGGGGAGACUACACGGUGCUCGAACUGGAACUCAUCGCCGCUGGCAUGUUGCUGGAGAUGGGUGCCUGGAAGUACUUGAUAAACUUGACGGGCCAGGAAUUACCACUGAAAACGAACUUGGAACUGGUUCUGGCUCUGAGCAGGCUGAAUGGUUCAAACAUUGUCAGUGGUUCGCUGAAACGGCGUAUCAUGUCUCGAAUUCCUAACCGGAAGAUGACCUUCCCAGUAAGGCUUCCCCGUCGUUUUUUAAUGCCUUUUUUGGUUUCUCAUUGAAAAAUUGGGCGAGGUUCGGUUUUGCAACCCCACUUGAGUGAUAGCAUGGGGUUGGAUUACUAAAACUGUAUUUGUGAACAUACCUAAUUUAGCCACUCGCUGGACUAGGAAGAGGAAGAGAGCGCAAGCAGAGCUCGAACCACGCGCUGGGAAGCGUAUAUACAUUCGCCCCGCGACACAGCCACUCGCUGGAUUUGUAGGAUAAGGAGGGCGUAAUCACAACUGGAAGACCAUGGAGGGGACCGCGUGGUAAUCCGCAGUGUACGGCCACUAUAGUGAAACCGAUGGAGUUCUAGUCCGUUCUAUUAGCAGGCCUACUUAGCCACUCGCGGAAUUGGUAUAAUAAAGAGGGCGCAAGUAGGGCUUGAAGCACGCUCAGGAAAGCGCGUAUAAACUGUUGUCUGAGGUAACCGAGGUGGGCGUAUAAGCACUCUUCCUCCUGGCAUAUCCAGUCGCUAUAUUAGAAUGAUAGGGAAGGUGCGAAAACGUAAUAUUUGUAAAAUCAGAUUACUCGCAUCUACAACAGGUGGGCUAACUCAUGAAAAGUCAACCGAAAUUCCGAAAUGCGUUUUCGUUUCGAAAAAACUAAUUGAGUAGGGUUGUAUAACUAAUCAGCAUGUACUGUAAUUCUAUAAUAAUUCAGUUACACCAGGAUGCCGGCUUCCGAACAAACUUCUAUACGGCUGCAUGCAACGACUGCACCAUGUAAAAAAUGAUUACACAUGUAGCAUGCAUUUUUCUGAUUGAUUUUUGACACCCUUAAAUUUCAAUUAUAUUUCAUAGAAAACGGGCAUAAAAAGGCGCAUUAUUUCGCUCAUUCGGUAGAAAAUUACAUCUUCGUCUUAUUUUAUACUUGAAGGAAAGGCAUAAUUCGGUCUUCAAAAAGACUUCCAAUUCCCGAAUCAUUUUUAACCCGACCUGCCGUUACACUUGCAUUCAGGGUUUCCAAACUACAAACCGUAUAUUUUCCGCGUACGGAAUACCAUACAUUUCUCAACAGUAUUAAGAGGAGACCAUAUGGGGUUCUUAAAAUUUAGCAGUGGAUUUUAUCCAUAUUGUUAACUUUACGAUCCACAUUGGGGUAAUAAUCGAGGGGUGGCACCCAAAAAAAUCCGUUACGUAGAAAUAAUAUCUCUAUCAGUGGACUCAAACGCCUUCAGGCUAUGUCAGCGGUUGCAGGCCUACUUUCACGCACUACUUGGACUUUCCGCGACCGCCUAACUUUGGCUGGCCGAACGAACAUCGCAUGAGGUUUCAUGGACGAUGGUCGCUAUUACCCAACCUUCCCCAUCGUUACACACAUACACCUGAAUAUACGGCAUACAUUCGCAUUAUGGCAGUUUAUUAUAAAGCAAAAUCACCUUUGAAUAGGAUAAGUCUGCACAACAUGGAAUAGGAACAGUUUCCAGGCAUCUGUCAAAGGCAUGGCAUUGAGGCCAAACCAAAGACGAUACUAUACUUCGUCUAUGUGGGCCCACACAGCUCGACCACAUACAGGGCCUCCCUCGUGGAGUUCCCUUUUCAGUCUACUCCAGUAUGCCUAAAUGGCAUUUGUGUGCCGUCCGGUGGUAGGGGCCUUGAAGUUCUUUGAGUGGUUAACAGAGAAAUGUAGAUAACCUUCUGAGAGAAGACGAUUAUACGCCUUCCACUCGUCCGUUACCACUAUACUGCCUUUGGCGACCCACUUUGUAAUAACGGGACGGAGAGCGGGCCAACUUCGAUCAUUCACCUGUUCAAAUAAGGCUUUCUGUCAGCUAGUAUCGUAUAUCCCCAUCAGCUAUCACCCAUAAAACCCCUAUUACCACCUGUCCCGUAAAACAGGCUGCUUUUGUUAGGCGGAUUUUUUUGGGUGCCAUCUCCCGAUUGUUACCCCACAUUGGUCAAUGCGGACACAUGACGUUUUAUAAACGGCCAUUUCACGGCAUAAACUUUUUCAAAACCGAUUUAUACCCUUCCUUCGAGUAUAAAAUUAGACGAUGAUGUAAUUUUCUCUUGAAUGUGCAAAAGAAUGAAUAUUUUUGAGCAUGCUUUGCAUGAAAUAUAUUUGAAUUUUUCAGGACAUUUAAAAUCAAUGAGAAAGAUGUAUGUCGCCUAAGUAGUCAUUUUUCACAUAUUUUAGAUUUUGCAUGCAGCCGUAAAGAAGUUUGUUUGGAAGCCUGCAUUCUGGGGUAACUAAAUUAUUAUAAAAUUACGCCGCAUUAUCAUUAGUUUUACAACCCUGCUUAAUUAGUCUUUUCGGAACGGAGACGCAUUUCUGAAUUUCGGUUGACAUUUCAUGCGUUAGCCCACCUACUGUACUAAAAUUGUUUUAGCCCCAACCAAGUGGGGCUGCAGAACCAAUCCUCGCCCAAAAGUGAAAUUUUCAGAAGAGGACUACAAGGACCAGCAAAACAGGUGAAUAGCCCCCCCCUCCCUACUGCCGGUCGAAGAUUCGAAACAGCUUUGUGAUCUUCGUCCUCAGGCUAUCCAAUUACGUUGCUACUACCUGCCUGUGCAAAUGAUCAUGCUGACUGCUGAUUGGAUCUAUUUAUUGUUCUUUUAAACGACAAAGGAGUAAUCAAAUUAGGAUAGCAUGUCCACAUAUCAGGGGCGGGACGACAAAUAGGGGAAAGUUGACACAACGCCUGUUUCAGUCCUUUCAUGACAUAUGCAGGCAACUGAACCACUGACGAUUACCUACUAAGAAAAGCAAUCAGGUUCACCUAUGACGGUUCGACCGUCGCUCCCACAGUGUACACACGUGCGCCGCUGAACACGCUGAUCUCGCGAUAAAUGGCUUUAUUCUGCACAAAAUAAGCAAAAAAAAGGUCUUGGGAAUUGCAGCAAAGUGGCAAGGUCGAAUCGCGCGUGCAUGCACCUGAUUGUAUCUACCGCUGCGUUUGCCGAGAUCUUGUCUGGGGGACGAGCGGACGCGGGGGUUCCCAAGGGCCGACAACACGAAGGUUCCCAGCCCACAGGUCAGGGAAGAAGGGCUGGGUUUGACAAAUCCUACCCAGGCAACAGGACGUGCAGGAAGCUCAGGAAGAAGUGCCGCAAGCGCUCUCACCAGGCAGGUGUCCGCGUGAGACUUCACCCAGCUGCAGCCAAUCGGUAAAGAGGAAAAUAUCGAUUGGUGUCCGGCGCUGGCGGUCGUCACAUACACGUACGCAAAGCCUGACAGGCGAAGGCGACACGAGUCGGCGGUGGCGGCGCCGACGACGACGACCGUUAAAGCAGGCGGCUACAGUAUCAAUCCGGGCAGACUGUAGAAGCAUGUGGUGACGGGUGGAGCUCAUCGACCCGCCCAAAUUGCAGAGGAUUUGUCUGGCCACGUACGUCACUCUGGGACUCCGACGUGUGGUUGCCUAUCUGUGCACGGUCGCCAAUUGAAAAGUGCUGGACUUUUAGUGUGAAAUGGAGCCCUCCCGCUCCUAUUGUAACAGACUUUCCUCCAACAGGAUGCCAGCGGUUCUCUUUGUCAUAUAUAAAAACGAAGCAUAACAUGACGAAACACCUCACGUGGCCAAAAAGCAUGAUUAAACUCGCGUCGUCCGGUGGGGUCUCCUAGCUCGGAUAGUUAGAGCGUUGUCUGUACUAAAGCCUUACCCUUACUGUCGUGGGUUCGAAUCCCACCGAGGCACUGCGUUUUUCACAGUUGGAUCAAGAUGAAUUAUUUGAAAUCUGCCAAAACACCUCUGAAAACGCAUGUUCUUUAGCGUAUCCUGGCACAGGAAGUGGGGACGGUGUGUUUCCCUUUGUCCGAUCCUGUGUUGCGUAGUCGACUAGUGCAUGAGAGAGGGAAGAGAGCGAGAGAAGCCGACACUGGGGAAUCCAUCCGGUAAAACGUGGUUAUACAGCCGCACCUGAUGAACACAAUAUUGUUAGGGUUUGGGGUUAGCGUCAGGGUUAGGGUUAAGGAUUAGGGCUAGGGUUUAGGGUUAUGGGUUAGGGUUAGGAGUUAGGGCAACUAUUUAUCAACCCCUCAAAUUACAACCGCGCAUUCCUGAUAGCUUUUGUGGUAGGAUCCCUGUUGGCAGUCGUACCCACUGAAACCACCAUUGUACCUACUGGUUCGAUUUCAGUAGGUGUGAUUACGUCCUCAUUAAUACAGAGAAGUGCUCGCCUUGAACGACUCCCCUUAUUUUCAUAUGCUUUCUAAGAAUCGCAGUUUGGUGUCUACGCUUGUAUAACUGUAUACGUAUAUUAAGUAAGCGUAAGAAAGUGAUAUACCGGUCAGACAUUGGAAAACAGGGCUACACGUAAGAAAUAACAAAUUAUAUUUCUCUCUUAUGCGGAAAUGCCUGCAGUUAUUUGGGCGUGUUAAACUAGGUAAAAAGUUUCUCGACGAAAAUUUUAACCCUGCCACACUGACUAAAACAAUAGCUGAAAAUUGUUACUUUAUACGUAAGUCCGCAUUUUUAUGAACUAAAUAGGGAUUUGCAUACAUACUAAGUGCAUCAGCUCUUAUGUAUUCGAAUCAGUAAAGUUGAUUGCUUAUACGAUGGGUCUUUCACCUCUUCUCAUAAUUGUAAAUACCUCUUUCCAGUUUCCUUUAAAAUUUUCUAGAAACCCAAAUUCUCGUCUCGUGCUAUUUGGGAGUAGAGCACGACUUCGGAUUGGCUGACUGUCUGCCAAUGAUAAGCGAAUUUGCCGGUGAACUUUUUGAGUAGGCGAGUGAGGCCGCAUUAUACUAAGUAGAAGAGUCUGAGCAUAUGAAGCUAGUUGAAAAAUUACCGACACAGACUCACCAUACUUUCCUCAAUUUUCGGUACCACUGCAAACCUGAGGGGGUUGCCGUCCCUCUUCCCUCUCCGGCAUGUUGGUCCAGGAGGAACACUGCACAUAAUGAGGACGUAAUCACACCUACUGAAAUCAAACCAGUAGGUAUAAUAGUGGUUUCAGUGGGUACAAUGGUGGUUUCAGUGGGUACGGCUAUCAAUAGGGAUCCUGCCGCUUUUGUUUUGCAUACAAUUACUUGACCCCGUCACCUGCGCGUUCCCCGGCCUCAUCUUUAAAAACCCCUAUCACCACCGGCGUCGUGUUAUAGGCGGCCGGGGUUUGUCUACCUUAGGUGCGGCCACAUAGCCAUAUCUGACCAUCCAUCCUUACAACAUGUCAACGCAUUCCUCAUUGUAAUAAAUCUGACGUGCCCGGUUCUAUCACGACACAUUAAGAUUCGUGGCUUGGGAGGUUGUAAACUGACGGGAUCAUGCGGCUCACGGGGCCAGUACUGUGUGCACAUGGGGGGACAGACUCGAGAAUCAAAAGUCAGGCUCAAUGGCUGUUUUUUAAGCUGGCAUUGAUGGCACAUUGCACUGAAAAGCACGCAACUCGCACGAGAGCAGAAGGCGUGUUUAUGAUGAAACCAGUACAUUGCCUGGUGAACAGGUCGUCUGUGGCAUAGGUAGAUGGGUUGUUCCAGCCCAGUCGAUCAUUAUGCCUAAUCCCUCCACCAGGUGGCUGACGGCUCAGGCAGUCGACUGACGCAUGGAAGAGAGGGAGAGUGGGGUCGACAUUGGAGGAUUUAUCUGAGCGGCAUGUCGGCGCAUUCCUCAUUAUCAAAAAUCUGAUGCACUUUCAUCUACGAUGCGUUGAUAGUCGUGAAGUGGGACUGGAAGUCCGGCUCCAAUGGUUUCUUGUCAAUGUGGUCUUUUUCAUAUUCUUAUAUCUGUGCGAUCCGAGCCGCCGUAGUGAAAUAUUGGUGCAUGUACUGAGAACCUGAUCGUGUGUGGCACACGUAGAUGGGCUGCGUGACCUUUUUGCUCACUGCUCCCGCACCCACCUUUGGUCGCCUUGACACUGUACUGUCGCCGAAGCAGUAUGAAUGACGGAUGAGAGGGUGCAGGAGGUGCCGCGCAAGUCCACCGCGCUGUAAAUUAACUUACGCGUAAGGUUCUAAUGCUGCGCCCAUUCUGUUAAGCACGCGAUGGGCACCUAAACGUCUGCUCUGCUAAAAGGCACAAGGCAAAGGUCCCUACCAUAGACAAGAGAUAGCUGUAUACCACACUUUGUCAAAUGUUUCAUUGGAAUUUUGAACUUUUUGUGUUUCAUACUUGGAAUAUACAGUGAUUAACCUAUCUCAUAAAAUGUUGGCUGAAAUUCUGAAAUGCGUUUUCGAUUAGGCAGGAUUACUUGGUCGCGGUUGUAAUACUGAUUAUCUUAAGGCAUACUCUUAUAAUAUUUUGGACUAGGCAGGAUGUUGGCUUUAAAAUGCACUUCUUUUUAAUCUCCUGUAGAAAGCGUCCUCGGUAAAAACUGACUACUUAUGUAGCAUGCGUUUUUCUUAUUGAUUUUCGAUAGGCUUGCGAAUUCACAUAUAUCUCAUAGAAACCAGAGACAAAUAUUUGCUUUCUUCCAGUCAAUUAAUAGAGAAUCACGUCUUUUUAAUAUAUUUUAUUCAAGGAAGGAGUAUAAUUGGGUUUUAAAAAAGUUUCCAACUAUGCGAUUUUUUUAAGACCGCGCAAUGUCCAUUCACGUAGCGUCGUACCUGGACGUUGACGACAGCUCCUCGUAAAAUGUACAACAUAGUCCGGAUCAAUUGCAAAAUUUUAGAAACUCUAUAUGGUAUCUUCCUAAAGGCAUAGAGGAUUAUAUGAUUUCCCUUACGUGGAAAGCAAGCACCUUGUAAACGGAAAUCGCUAAACGCUAAUGCAAUGGCAGAUCUGGUUCAAAAUUAUUCGGGAAUUGGAAAACUUUUUAAAACCUAAUUAUACUCCUUCCUUGAAUAAAAAAUGUAAAGAAGACGUGAUUCUCUAUAAAUUGACUGGAAACAAGCAUAGUUUUGUUUAUGGUUUCUAUAAGAUAUAUUUGAAUUUGCAAGACCAUCGAAAAUCAAUGGGAAAAAUCCAUGUUACUUAAGUAUUCACUUUUUACCGAGUACGGUUUCUACAGACGAUUAAAAAGCAGUGUGUUUAAAAGCUGACAUCCUGCCGAAUCCGAAAUAUUAUUGGAUUAUGGCGCAAGAUAAUCAGUAUUACAACCGCGUCCAAGUAAUCCUUCCUAAUCGAAAACAUAUUUCAGAAUUUCAGUCAACAUUUCAUGAGAUAGGUCACUCACUGUAAGGUUGCCAGUACGCUUAACUGGGUCUGCAAAGGAAAGUGAGUGGCUUCGUUUAGACCUCUAAAUCGCCUUUCAUCCCCUUUUGUUGUUAAGGUAGCGUGGCUGAAAGGAGCUGUUCACGUAGUGCUGCGGAGGGACUUUGUCCGAUUCAUGCUGCAGGAUCCUAAAGCCGUAGAAAUUCGUGAAACUCUUCGUCUCUCCGCCUAUCACAAGCACCCCGAUGAGCAGUUCUUUGCAACUCUGGCCUACAAUGCUCAUUUGGGCGCUCCCGGCGCAUGUCUGCGCAUUCACGAGGCGGACGAACCGAACUUUGAUGCGCGGCGUCACAGUGGCAUAGUUCGUUACAAAAUCUGGCAUCCCGGCUUCUGUCCUUCAAAGUACGCUCGCGAUAUCUGUAUCCUCGGCUCCCAGAGCCUGCCAGAACUGCUGACGGCGCCGCAACUCUUUGCCAACAAAUUCCACGAAGACUACUUUCCCGAGGGUUAUGACUGUCUGGAGUUUGAGAUUGCUCGUCGCUCUUAUGAGGGUCCCAGUAGCAGCUUUAAUCCGUCCCUAUAUUCCAGACUAUACUGCUCCGCGGAACACGUUUGA
This is a messenger RNA of Spirometra erinaceieuropaei, 8475 nucleotides long. NCBI's taxonomy places the organism in Eukaryota, Metazoa, Platyhelminthes, Cestoda, Diphyllobothriidea, Diphyllobothriidae. The record is from the annotation of a GenBank genome assembly.